Diprion similis is the source of this 437-nucleotide messenger RNA. RefSeq lists its product as uncharacterized. The coding region runs from base 22 to 435 and encodes 137 amino acids. The transcript has 2 exons. The record is from RefSeq and is a predicted model, not a curated record. NCBI's taxonomy places the organism in Eukaryota, Metazoa, Arthropoda, Insecta, Hymenoptera, Diprionidae.
GUGAAUAUUUCGCAAACGAAAAUGAAUUUCCGUCUGAAUAUUUGCCUGUUACUGACUCUGCAGGGCUUCGUCGUAGGCAUUGCGUCAGCACCGACCAGCACGGAUCUUCAGAAAAAUCAGGAUACCCAGAAGCUGUCAGACGGUGAAGCGGAAGCAAAGAAUGAGCAAAAACCGGAUACUCGAGGUCUGUCAAUCCCGUUUUUGCCCUCGAACGAAUCCCCAGCAUCGGGAUCAGGGCUUUCUGGGCUUCCUAAUGUCGGCUCGAUGACUUCCGGGGCCAAGAUGUACCUCGGGGCCUUCCAGGUGAUGGCAAUGCCAAUGCCGAGCCUGAGUGGAAUGGCGGAAAUGCUUGGCAAUCUUGCCAAUCUUCCAGCGUCGAUCUCCAGCAUCGGAAAUCUCGGAGGCCUGAACGGCGGAUCUUCGACUCAAGGAUAACU